CCUGGAUCACUCUGCAUGUGAGUGAAGGAGCGCAAAACAGAAUAUAAUGGGGCAUUGCUUCUCCCGGAGCCACGAGGCGGAGCGGCGGUGGCCAAGACGUGCCGUCAGCCGCUCGCAAUCAGUGGGCGGAGGAAGGAACCCGUCGACGAGGAGGAAGGACGCCGCGUUGCAGGACAGCGAGCUCGCCGCUGCGGCGGUGGCAAUUCUCUUCCAACAGAAGUUGCAGAACAGCGGCGAUGGUUGCGGCGGCGGCCACGACUCGAGCUCCGAUCGUUCCGGAUUCGCUUCCUCGCGCCAGCUCUUGCGAUCCAGGAGGAAUCAGCAGCAGCUUCUUCGGAGCUUGAGCUCCACCGUUCGAUCCCUUGAUCUAUGUCCUCCCUCUCAACCGCUCAGUACGGAGGAUUUCUGUAUGGGUGAUGUGGAGACCAAUCAUUUCGUGCUCGUUCACGGCGGGGGUUUUGGGGCAUGGUGCUGGUAUAAAACCACUUCACUUCUGGAAGUUGCUGGGUUUAGGGUUACUGCACUUGAUCUAUGUGGCUCUGGAAUUCAUUCUUCUGAUACAAAUAGUGUUACUACUCUGUCACAGUAUGUCAAGCCACUUACUGAUUUUCUCGAGCAAUUAGCCGACGGGGAGAAGGUGAUAUUGGUUGGACAUGAUUCGGGCGGUGCUUGUAUAUCAUAUGCAAUGGAGGCUUUCUCCUCGAAGAUCUCUAGAGCUGUUUUCGUCGCUGCGGCUAUGUUGACCAGUGGGCAGAGUCUUCUUGAUAUGUUCUCCCAAAUUACCAAGCCAAACGACCUAAUGAGGCAAGCUCAAAAUUUUAUAUAUGGUGAUUGCAAGAAUAGCCAACCGACUGCAAUCGACCUCGACAAAUCACUCUUGAGGGACUUGUUAUUUAACCAGAGUCCUGCUAAGGAUGUUUCUUUGGCAUUAGUGUCAAUGCGACCAAUCCCCUUCUCCCCAAUCCUGGAGAAGCUAACAUUAUCGGAGGCGAAGUAUGGGUCAGUUAGACGGUUUUACAUUGAGACUCCAGAGGAUAAUGCCAUCCCCAUUGCUUCACAGCAGAUGGUGAUUGAACAAAACCCUCCAGAAAAAGUGUAUCAUCUCAAAGGUGCAGAUCACUCUCCAUUCUUCUCCAAGCCUCAAUCCCUCCACAAAAUAUUGGUGGAGAUCUCAAGAAUCCCUUCAAAAACUUCAUGAGAAUUCAGUGUUGGGUAGUCUUUGGCAUGCAAAGCAUAUCUCUUGGUUCUCAAAAGAACAAGAAAACAAGAAACUGGAAAUGACAGGUACAUCUGUACAGAUCCUGAUCAUUUGGUCUGAGUUGAGGUUGUUUUUAGAAGUUUAUUCAGAUAGAAUCUUCAAAUUUGCAUUGAUGAAAGGCCUUCAGGAUCUAUGGAGUGAUGUAAUAGAAAAAGAUGGGAUCAUAAAGAUCAUUGCGCGGAUGAAUACAAUUGUAUUCAUCUCUAAAAUCAUGAGUAUAAAUUAUAGCCGCCGAGGAGGUUUACCAGAAAAAUUGUGUGUGUUCGUCUUCGACUCUCUGUGUGUGUGUGUCGAGAUGCGAACGACAGUAGAGA
Molecule: messenger RNA, 1572 nt
Organism: Cuscuta campestris
Lineage: Eukaryota; Viridiplantae; Streptophyta; Magnoliopsida; Solanales; Convolvulaceae
Source: the annotation of a GenBank genome assembly